AUGACGAGUCUCCGGGAUGCGUGGGCCGUGGGGUUGGGUAACCGACUGGUCGGUGACCCGGCUAGGGAGGCGCGCCGGUCCGGCCCCUCCACCACGACCCUAAUCCCAGAGCGCCCGCCGGCCUCCGCCCGUAGCGCCAGCUGGCACUUCAGCAAGUGGGCGGCGGCGCCCAUCAGCAAGCGGCGGUACCUCUCUGGGGACCUACGCCUGCAGCUGGUGAAGAUGGGCUCAGCCACCCGCAAAGAGUCGGCGGUCCGGCGGCACAGUUCCAAGAGUCUAGCCGAGGAGUGGGACCAGAGGGCGAUCGGAGAAAGCUACUACGAGCUGUUCGCGGCCUCAUUGGGCAACCUGGAAUGGCUGCGGUUCUGUCUAAAUCGGCAUCCUGGCGAAAUCGUGGCCGAUGACAAGGGUUUCACUGCCAUCCACUUUGCAGCCCAGAGCGGCAAGCUUGCAUGCCUGCAGGUCUUGGUGGAGGAGUACAAGUUCCCUGUAAACCUGCCCACUAACAACGGCCAGACACCUCUGCACCUUGUCAUCCAUGCUGACAACAAGACCGUGGCCCUCCCCUGCAUUCACUAUCUGAUUAAGCAAGGGGCAGCCCUCAACACUCAGACGUGCAGUGGCUCCACACCUCUGCAUCUGGCAGCCCGCGAGGGCCUGCUGAGCUGUGUCAAAGUCCUGGUGCAGAAAGGUGCCAAUGUCCAUGCACAAGAUGCCACAGGCUGCAAGCCCAUUGACUACUGCAAAAUAUGGAACCACCGAGUCUGUGCCCGGUUCUUGAAAGAUGCCAUGUGGAAACGGGACAAGAAGGACUUUGCCCAUGAGAUGACGAAACUGAAGAGGCUCAGGGACCAGCUGGCCCUCAUGGAGGAGGACUACCUCGCUGAGCACCAAAAGGAGCACCAAAUUCUGAGAGAAGCUGACUUCAAGAAGUGGCUCCAUCGCAAGUUGCUACUCCAAGACCAGUCCCAAAUACCCAGCGUUCAGCGAGAGCCCCGUGCUCCGCCCCGGGCCACGGCCCUCUCCAAGACCUGCAAGGACGGGGUACUGUGGCCUCCCACGACCUUCCACCCCUCCCCGGAGGCGCGCCUGCAACAGAUACAGCAGCCCAAUAUGCCCUUGCUGACGCCUGCGCCCACCUAUAAGCCGCCCACCAUCAGGCGGCCCAAAGUGUGGAAUCUUAGCAGCAACCCUGCCAGGUCCCCCACCGCCCAGAUUGCCUACCCACAGGGCGUCCGCCUGGGUGUGCAUCCUGACCCCAGGCCAGAGCGUGACUUCCGCUGCUUCGUGGAGGUGAGGUCCGACGGGCACGGUGGCGCGCACCUGUGCACGGUGGCCGGCCACCAUGUGGAGCCUGUGCCCCGGCUGCCUUUUGAAGUGGUAAUCCGCGAGCUGUACCCUUCGGUGCGGCCCUACAGAAUGAAGGUGCCCCAGGGCUUCUGCUCUGUCACUAUGGGAGAGGUGCCCCGGAAGCGGCACUUGGGCAACAGCAGCUUCUGGACCGACACGCUGAGCAUGAACCUGCGAGAGACAUUCGACGAAGCCUUCCUGGUGGCUGUUCGAGCCCAUCAAGGACUCCCUGCUCUGCCUUCCCCUAAAUCACCCCUCCCUUAAACUUACUUUGGUAGCCUCUCCACUGGAGACUGCUCAGUGAAGGCUGAAGUGUGGUGAUUCUGUGUGGAUGGGGAGGAAGGGGGAGUGCCCACAGGCUGCCCACCCUCAAGCUCAAGGAUGGCGGCCCCCUCCCCCACAACCCCAGAUCCCCUUCUCUCCACAAAGGAAUCUCCCCCAGGAGAUCCAAGUUAGGGCAGUAUCCCAAGGCUGAGUGGGGAUCCCUCUGUUCUGGACCCUAGCACUGGAAAAGUGACACCUUGGCAUCCCCAUCUCCCCCUCCUACCCCAAACAGCUCACCAGAGGUGAGGAUUCCAGGAUGAGGGGCCACUUUGAAAUUCUGCCUUUUGUUCAUAUUAAGUCCUUCCUGCUGCAGGUUCUAAGCCUCAUUCUGCAUUUCCAGAUCCAGAACAGGGAGGAGGAAGGCUAGUGUCGCCCUGCCGUUGGCUUUCCCGCCACUCUGGUCUUCCUUCACCCCAGUUGCCAGUGGGGUCUCUGCAGUUCAGAGCAGCACAGGCUGUCUCUAUAUGGAAGACGGAGGUUGAGGCCGAAAGCACUCCUACUUCCUCCGGGAAGCUCACCUGGAUCCCCUGCUAGCCCCUGUAUACAUCACUGCAAAUCAUUCAUUAAACAAACGUUUAUUGAGUA
This is a messenger RNA of Odocoileus virginianus texanus, 2259 nucleotides long. It is a transcript of the gene ANKRD53, whose product is annotated as ankyrin repeat domain 53. Gene Ontology annotation, biological process: regulation of mitotic cytokinesis; mitotic metaphase chromosome alignment; regulation of mitotic spindle organization. Lineage: Eukaryota; Metazoa; Chordata; Mammalia; Artiodactyla; Cervidae. The record is from RefSeq and is a predicted model, not a curated record. Gene Ontology annotation, cellular component: spindle pole. Gene Ontology annotation, molecular function: protein binding.